AUGGGCAUUGAAGACAGAAGUGUUCGAAGACGUAUAGCUGCUGCUCUUGCUCACUUGUGUUCCCUUGAUGAUUGUAAAACUAUUUUCGUUGUUAAUCAUGGACUGGAAUUGCUUUUGGAUCUUCUCAAAUCUUCAAUUCCAUCUCAAUUGAUAACUGCUUCUGUAGCCCUUCUCCAGUUGGCUACCAAAGCCGCUGUUUCUCCUAUGGAUGUUGUUUCAGCAACCGGCCAGGUGUUACGCGGUGAAGAAAACUUGAACAAUCCUGCAAAUUAUGAUGUUGUGUUUUUAGUGGAAGGUAUGGUUGUGGACCAAGUGGAAAGUGGAGCUGAAGAUGAAGAGAUACCGAUACAAGAUAUUAAAUGGGACGUGUUUGAAUCAAUGAUGAGAUUUAUAUACACAGACCAACUCAAUGUGAAUUUGAGUAUUGCUCUGGAUCUAUUGAAAGUGGCUGAUCAAUUUCUUUUGGAUGGUCUUAAGUGUCAAUGUGAGAAGGUGAUUUCUGCGUUUCUUUCCUUGGACAAUGUUGUACAAACCUUCAACCUAUCAGGGCUUUCUAGGGCUACAAGAUUAAGAGAUGAGUGCAUAAUGUUUGUCCUAAAGCAAAUUCAGGAGUUGAGCCCGAGUGAUGUCAAACCCUCGCAUUAUAACGCGGUUCAUUCCAUGUUAGCAGCCAUGCCCACACUUUUCAUGGAUUUACUAACCAGAGCAUGAUCCUGAGGAGCCGUAGAUUUUUAAACAUUAGGAAAAGUGGAAAAUGAUUUGAAAUGUUAGACGUAUUUCAUUGGUGAUGUUCUCAGGAAUUAUAGACAAAACACCGAUAUUGUCUGACUGCCUGUGUCUAUUUGAAGGACCAACUUUGCUAUUUGAAAGUGGCAUGUCACACAUGGCAUUUCUAGAUCAUUAUA
Lotus japonicus is the source of this 905-nucleotide messenger RNA. RefSeq names its product ARM REPEAT PROTEIN INTERACTING WITH ABF2-like. The transcript has 7 exons. The coding region runs from base 1 to 711 and encodes 236 amino acids. The record is from RefSeq and is a predicted model, not a curated record. NCBI's taxonomy places the organism in Eukaryota, Viridiplantae, Streptophyta, Magnoliopsida, Fabales, Fabaceae. Gene Ontology annotation, molecular function: protein binding.